CCUUUGGGGGUGGGUUGGCGUCCCGUGAACGCACUAGGGCGGCUUCGGAGGUUGGUGAGGCUCGGCAAACUAGGAUUAGUGGCAGUCUUGAGAAACCUCCCAACCCCGACGACAAAGCUCUCCUUCCGUCCAUCCACAAUCCUUUCUCCUCUUCCACCUUCUCCCCAAUUACAUCUCUCUUUCAGAGAAACCACUCUCCCACUCCUCUGAACCCCCAUCACAAUGUUCAGAAACGCUUUGCGGCAGUCUAGCCGCACCGUUGCGGCCGCCUCUGCUACUGGCAGGAUCGCUUCGGUGCGCGCGGCUGCUCCCGGUCCCAUCGCUGGUGCCUCGAAGCAGGUUCGUUCGUACGCUUCUGAGGCCAAGGCCUCGCCCACCGAGGUUUCUUCCAUCCUUGAGCAGAGAAUCCGCGGUGUUCAGGAAGAGGCUGGUCUCGCUGAGACUGGACGUGUCCUUUCCGUUGGUGACGGUAUCGCCCGUGUCCACGGUAUGACCAAUGUCCAGGCUGAGGAGCUGGUCGAGUUCGCCUCUGGUGUUCGUGGUAUGUGCAUGAACUUGGAAGCCGGCCAGGUCGGUGUUGUCUUGUUCGGUUCCGACCGUCUCGUCAAGGAGGGUGAGACCGUCAAGCGUACCGGAGAGAUUGUCGAUGUUCCCGUUGGCCCCGAGCUGCUCGGCCGUGUCGUCGACGCUCUCGGUAACCCCAUCGACGGCAAGGGUCCCAUCCAGGCCAAAGCCAAGAGCCGUGCUCAGCUCAAGGCCCCUGGUAUCUUGCCCCGUCAGUCCGUCAACCAGCCCGUCCAGACUGGUCUUAAGUGUGUCGACUCCAUGGUGCCCAUUGGCCGUGGUCAGCGUGAGUUGAUCAUUGGUGACCGUCAGACCGGUAAGACUGCCGUCGGUCUUGACGCCAUCCUUAACCAGAAGAGAUGGAACAACACCUCCGACGAGAGCAAGAAGCUCUACUGUAUCUACGUUGCCGUCGGCCAGAAGCGUUCCACCGUCGCUCAGUUCGUCAAGACCCUUGAGGAGAACGACGCCAUGAAGUACUCCAUCGUCAUUGCCGCUACUGCUUCCGAGGCUGCUCCCCUGCAGUACAUUGCUCCUUUCACCGGUUGCGCUAUGGGUGAGUGGUUCCGUGACAACGGCCGCCACGCCGUCAUCAUCUACGAUGACCUUUCCAAGCAGGCCGUCGCCUAUCGUCAGAUGUCUUUGCUGCUCCGUCGUCCCCCUGGUCGUGAGGCCUACCCCGGUGACGUUUUCUACCUCCACUCCCGUCUGUUGGAGCGUUCUGCCAAGAUGAACGACAAGCACGGUGGUGGCUCUCUCACUGCUCUGCCCGUCAUUGAGACCCAGGGUGGUGAUGUGUCCGCCUACAUUCCCACCAACGUCAUUUCCAUCACUGACGGUCAGAUUUUCUUGGAAUCCGAGCUCUUCUACAAGGGUAUCCGUCCCGCCAUUAACGUCGGUCUGUCCGUCUCCCGUGUCGGAUCUGCUGCCCAGGUCAAGGCCAUGAAGCAGGUUGCUGGUUCCCUGAAGCUUUUCUUGGCUCAGUACCGUGAGGUCGCCGCUUUCGCUCAGUUCGGUUCCGAUCUCGAUGCUUCCACCAAGCAGACCCUCGCCCGUGGUGAGCGUCUCACCGAGCUGCUCAAGCAGAAGCAGUACUCCCCCAUGUCCGUUGCCGACAUGGUUCCCUUGAUCUUCGCUGGUGUCAACGGUUUCCUCGACGCCAUUCCAGUCGCCAAGAUCCUCCAGUGGGAGUCUGACAUCCUUGCCCACCUCAAGAGCAACCACCCUGAGAUCCAGGAGACCAUCGAGAAGGAGGGCCAGGUCAGCAAGGACCUUGAGGCUCAGCUCAAGGAAGUUAUCGGUAACUUCAACAAGUCCUUCAGCGCAUAGACAAGACAGUUUGUACAAUUUGAGACCACUAUUUCCUUUUUCUUCUAUAUCGGUGCCUCGGGUUGGUCAGAAUCUUCCGUCGGAAAGUGUACGAUCCAGACCUUAGGUCAAGCGUUGU
Messenger RNA from Aspergillus wentii DTO 134E9, 2011 nucleotides. Its product is annotated as F1F0 ATP synthase subunit alpha. The transcript has 6 exons. Lineage: Eukaryota; Fungi; Ascomycota; Eurotiomycetes; Eurotiales; Aspergillaceae. Gene Ontology annotation, molecular function: ATP binding; proton-transporting ATP synthase activity, rotational mechanism; ADP binding. Gene Ontology annotation, biological process: proton motive force-driven ATP synthesis; proton transmembrane transport. Bases 223 to 1893 code for a protein of 556 amino acids. The record is from RefSeq and is a predicted model, not a curated record.